UAUGUGCACGCAUCAGACUCUCUCAGCUCUUGGACUGUGGACUUCAGCUCAUGAAUGUACUGAGAAAAAUUAUUAAAGAUUUAUUAGCUCUGUCUGAAGAAAACAAAAUUAAACACGUGUGUCUUUACACUGUCUCUGGGAAUCAUGUCUGGACAAAAGCAGAAUUUGUUGUGGCUGAUGAUCAUCUGUUGUGCUCUCUGCCAGAUAAGUACAGACAGCUCAAAAAAUCUGAUAAUCCAAGUCAAUACAUCAGAUCAUUGUUUCUUGAACAGCAUUAGCUCACCAUAUCCAGAUAUAUGUCUCACAGCUCGUGAAUCAACAGCAAUUUUCACAAUAAACAUCUCUUCUUUUGGACAAUGCAGAUCAUACAGUUUCAACAUAACAAAACAGGGGCAGGAUUAUGAAUUCAGAAUGAACGAGACGGUUGAAGGCAUAAAACUAACAAAGGAUAAUUGUCUGUCAUCACGUCUGCAUUCAGAAGGAGGUGUGAAUUGCCAGCCAGGUGGUAGCAUAAUUAGCAUCACAAGAAUAAAUCAACAGACAGUUUGUCAGAACAUUGAUCCUGUAGAUCCCAGAGAGAAAUGUAGUAAUGCCCUGUUUGACAAGAAAACAUGCAAAGAGAAUGAAAGAAACAAAUACAUUCUGAGUCAAAACGGGAAUAGCAACUGGAAGUGUGUGUCCUGCGAGAAAAGAGCAAUCUUCAAUAUAACUACAAAUCUAAGAGACAAUGAUGGAAUUUAUAUUCCCUCAAAAGCAUCAGACGCCUUGAACAGUCUGAAGUCUAAGAUAGAAGAGAUGUUACAAAGCAAUACAAGCAAUGUGGCGAUUGUCAUGGAGGACGUUAUUGGUCUUCUUCAUAUCCAAGACAAGAACACAGAAACCAAAGACAUAUGCUACUCUUCAAAAGAGGACGUGAUAAACGUUUUUGAUUGUCAAAGUGACCUGAAGGCUGGUUUUCCCUGGUUUGUGAAGAUUUCCAGUGAAGCCUUUAAUAAAUCACGACGGGAAAACAAUGGAACAGCUUUUGUUGGGAUUCUACAAUUUAAAAACAUGAGAAAUACGAAUGGAACUCAAAAUUACAGUAUUUUGAACAAUGUGGUUUAUGGAGUAACGAUGGGGGCUAAUAUACACAACCUUACCAACUCUAUUGACAUGACCUUUGAACAUAAGGAUAAGGUCAGUAAUGAGUCCUGUGUUUCUUGGGAUGGCAAAGGAGAACUUAAUUGGACGACGUUCGGCUGUGUGACAGAAACAAUCGACAGCAACACCAUAAAGUGUUCCUGUUCACAUCUGACCUUCUUUGCAGUGCUGAUGAUCCCUCAGUCAGAUGUAAGUAACGACCCAGUGCCGGAUCUGGAAUCACUGACUUUAAUCACUUCUAUCGGCUGCGGCAUCUCCAUGUUUUUUAUGGCCAUCGCUUUAUUCAUGCAUUUCCUGCUACGGAAAGCCAAAUCAAAUCAGGCCACGAAGAUCCUGAUGAACAUGUUUGUGGCUUUGUCUCUACUGAAUGCCUCGUUUUUGUCAAACGAGAGCGUCGCUAACACAGGAGACAACGCUGCGUGUGUCUUCAUAGCGCUGCUCCUGCAUUACUCCAUGCUGGCCUCAUUCACCUGGUUCUUCAUUCAAGCUCUUCAUAUGUACUUAUGGCUCAUCAGACAGAACGUCUCCAUCACAAACUACAUGAGGAAGAUCACCGUGUUGGGCUGGGUGUUUCCCACUCCAAUAGUCAUAGCUAUUGCUUCUGUAGGAGAAUAUAAAACAGUGAUCAUAAAAUCAACAUCUGGAAAAAUUUCACGAAUGUGCUGGAUUACAAAUCCCGUCAUUCUCUACAUAGUGAACAUCGGCUACUAUGCUUUAGUUUUCAUCUUCACGACAGGAAUCUUCAUCACUAUAUUAACUAGAGUUGUUCAGGCCAGACGCCUAAGAGCAAUUGACGGCAAGAGAAAGACGUUCAGAAAGCAGCUGAUGAUGGUGUUGAGUUUGUUCCUGCUCUUCGGUCUGACGUGGUCUGUGGCGUUCUUCAGUUAUGGGCCGAUGCGCAUUCCCUCAUAUUACAUUUUCACUGUGCUGAACUCGUUUCAGGGGUUUUUCCUCUUCUUGUAUUACUACUACAUUCACAAUGACGUUGAGGGUCGUUUCUCUGAUGAUCCAAGAAGCUCCGGCUCCACCACAACAAUGGUUCCACCCAACAUGAAUGGUCUGGAAAAUGUUUAUAAUUAUCCUAAUUAAAACAGAACACCACCUAUUAGUUUCUUAGACAGCUGAUAAGUAAACAGCAGACUUCCAGAAUACUAGUUGUCCUGUGUGUUUAAUAAUAUUCUGUAUGGUGAUGGGAAUAUCAUUUAUAAUGGGAUCAUAAAUGGGAUUGUUAGCUUUUAAGACAUUUUAAACAAAGUUAAUUUAACAUGUACAUGAGCAUUGUAACUGGAAGCAACAAGUCUCAUAUUUUUUGUAUUUGUGACUUUAGAGUAACUGUAAUUGUAGUCAUGAAAUAUAGAUUGUUUGACUCAUAAUAAACAUUAUUUCAUUUAUUAUUAGAUGUUGAUGUAUUAGGAGUAAAGAUGUCAAAUAAAAGGUUUUGGUUCAAAUAAUUCUAAU
Messenger RNA from Carassius auratus (goldfish), 2598 nucleotides. Its product is annotated as adhesion G-protein coupled receptor G1-like. The coding region runs from base 145 to 2229 and encodes 694 amino acids. Gene Ontology annotation, cellular component: plasma membrane. The record is from RefSeq and is a predicted model, not a curated record. Gene Ontology annotation, biological process: cell surface receptor signaling pathway; adenylate cyclase-activating G protein-coupled receptor signaling pathway. Gene Ontology annotation, molecular function: G protein-coupled receptor activity. The transcript is spliced from 17 exons. Lineage: Eukaryota; Metazoa; Chordata; Actinopteri; Cypriniformes; Cyprinidae.